Molecule: messenger RNA, 3141 nt
Organism: Gadus chalcogrammus (walleye pollock)
Lineage: Eukaryota; Metazoa; Chordata; Actinopteri; Gadiformes; Gadidae
Gene: cdh2
Product: cadherin 2, type 1, N-cadherin (neuronal)
Exons: 16
Coding region: 159-2963 (934 amino acids)
Biological process (GO): blood vessel morphogenesis; synapse assembly; multicellular organism development
Cellular component (GO): neuron projection; plasma membrane; presynaptic active zone membrane
Molecular function (GO): calcium ion binding; cadherin binding
Source: RefSeq, a predicted model, not a curated record
GACUAGCCCGUUGCCUCAGUACCAGGCAGGCAGGAGGAGGGUGGAACAACGCUGAGCCGAUUAGACGAGGAGGAGAAUAGUCCAAGAGAGGAAGGUUACUCCAUGCUGGCCGUGAUCUAACGGGCUAUAAAAAGCUCUGGAUUCAGCGUCUUUAACACAUGUAUAUUUUGGAAUUCCAGGAGUCCGUAUUAACAAUGCACUUCAUCAGAGCCGCUGGGAUCCUCAUCGUGGCAUCGUUAACGUUACAGGCUGUUUGUGUGUAUGGCGGAGCGGCGCAGGGGUCUGUAGGGGCGGAACAGGUCUCGAUUUCAUGCACCAGGGGCUUCCCGGACCAGGAGUAUAGUAUCAUGGUGGAUGCAGACCUACAGAAGGGACAGCAUCUCCUCAACGUGAGCUUCAGGGACUGUGGUCAGAGCAGGGUGGUAUUUGAAGCAAAGGACCAGUCGCACUUCAGGGUCGGUGUGGACGGUGUCCUCUACGCUGCACGCCACCUCCACCUGUCCGAUGAGGAGACCACUCCGUUGGUGGUGUACGCCCGAGACACGCAGUCCAAGCAGGUGUGGAAGAUGCACGUGCAUUUCAUCUUGCAAGAAAAGGGAACGAAAGAGGUGAAGACUGCAGGUGAUGCAACCGGGUUCCGGCGGGUGCCUGAGAUUGUGUUUCCGUGGCACAGCCAGGUUGUCGGGGGCGACGGCUCUGUGGUGAGGCGAGUGAAGAGGGACUGGGUGAUCCCGCCCAUCAACGUGCCGGAGAACUCCCGGGGACAGUUCCCAGAGGAGCUUGUCAGAAUCCGUUCGGACCGGGACAAUAACCGUCUCCUGCGCUACAGCGUGACGGGCCCCGGGGCCGACCAGCCCCCCACGGGCAUCUACAUCAUCAGCCCCAUCUCUGGCCAGCUCUCCGUCACCAAGCCCCUGGACAGGGAGCACAUCGCCAACUUCCAUCUAAGAGCUCAUGCGGUGGACCUAAACGGGAACCAGGUGGAGAACCCCAUCGACAUCGUCAUCAACGUUAUCGACAUGAAUGAUAACAGACCAGAGUUCACCCAUACCGUAUUUAACGGCUCUGUACCGGAGGGAUCCAAACCUGGGUCAUUUGUGAUGACAGUGACUUCUAUAGACAAAGAUGAUCCCAAGACGGCCAACGGGAUGCUGCGAUACAAGAUCCUGUCCCAGAAUCCUGAAAGCCCCUCCUCCAACAUGUUUACCAUCAACAACAAGACGGGCGACAUCAUCUCCGUCGCAGCGGGUCUCGAUCGGGAGAAAGUUCCACAGUACACUCUGAUCAUCCAGGCAACAGACAUGGAGGGAAACCCUACCUACGGCCUGUCCAACACAGCCACCGCCAUGAUCAGAAUUACGGACGUAAACGACAACCCGCCAGAGUUCACCACAGACAUGUUUUUCGGCGAUGUUAAGGAGAACCGGGUCAACGUGAUCGUAUCCAACUUGACGGUGACGGACAAGGACCAGCCCCACACUUCGGCCUGGAAUGCAGCAUACCGGAUCAUCUCCGGAGACCCCACCGGACGCUUCUCCAUCCCCACCGACCCCACCAGCAACGAGGGCCUGCUCACUGUGGUCAAGCCCAUCGACUAUGAGCUCAGCCGCUCCUUCAUGCUGACGGUGGUGACGGAGAACGAAGUCCAGCUGGCACGCGGCAUCCACCUGCCUCGCCAGUCCACCUCCACCGUGUCGGUGCGCGUGGUCGACGUCAAUGAGAGCCCAGAGUUCUCCCCGGACCCCAAGUCCAUUAAGCUGGAGGAGGGCCUCCCCGCCAGCUCUCUGCUCACCACCUUCACCGCCCAGGACCCUGAUCGAUACAUGAGGCAGACCGUCCGGUACACUAAGCUGUUCGACCCGGCCAACUGGCUGGAGAUAGACAACCUCAACGGGAGGAUUUCCACCCGGGCAGUACUGGACAGAGAGUCGCCCUACGUCAAGAACAACCUCUACAACGUCACCUUCAUGGCCAGCGACAACGGAAACCCCCCUGCCAGUGGCACAGGCACCCUGCAGAUAUACCUGCUGGACAUCAACGACAAUGCGCCGCACGUUUUCCCCCCUGAGGUGGAGAUGUGCGAGCGGCCCGAGCCCAACGGCAUCAACAUCACAGCCAGCGACCCCGACCUGAUACCCAACGCCGGCCCCUUUGCCUUCGAGCUGGCAAAUCGGCCCCUGGACACCCGCCGCAACUGGACGCUCAUGCGUCUCAACGGUGAACAAGCUCAGCUGCGCCUGCGCAUCGGCUUCCUGGAGAGCGGCAUCUACACGGUACCCGUCAUCAUCACAGACUCGGGCAACCUGCCCAUGUCAAACACCUCCUACCUGCGCGUCAAGGUAUGCCAGUGUGACCAGCACGGGGACUGCGUGGACAUGGAGCGCAUCAUCGCCGCCGGCCUGGGCACUGGGGCCAUCAUCGCCAUCCUGAUCUGUAUCAUCGUGAUGCUGGUGAUGGUGCUGAUGUUUGUGAUGUGGAUGAAAAGGAGGGACAAAGAACGGCAGGCCAAGCAGCUCCUCAUCGACCCAGAGGACGACGUGCGAGACAAUAUCCUGAAGUACGACGAGGAGGGGGGAGGAGAGGAAGACCAGGACUAUGACCUGAGUCAGCUGCAGCAGCCCGAUGCCCUGGAGGCCGAGUGUGUGAAGGUGGGCAUCCGGCGCCUGGACGAGAGGCCCAUGCACCACGACCACCAGUACCCCGUACGCUCCGCCGCACCCCACCCGGGGGACAUCGGAGACUUCAUUCACGAGGGCCUCAAGGCGGCGGACAACGACCCGGCGGCACCACCCUACGACUCCCUGCUGGUGUUCGACUACGAGGGCAGCGGCUCGGCAGCUGGCUCCCUCAGCUCCCUUCACUCGUCCUCCAGCUGCGGUGACCAGGAAUACGACUACUUGGGGGACUGGGGCCCCCGCUUCCACAGGCUGGCCGACCUGUACGGUGGCGGCAGUGACGACUAGGUCCGCAGCGCUCCAUCGCCGCUGCAUCACCCCUACCCUGCCCCCACCUGCACACCUCCCCCUUCCCCCCGGUGCUCCGAUCCACUCCAGAGUGAUAAGGAUAGUCGAGGAGAAGAGGGAGGGGUAGGGGGAAGGGUGGGAAGGAUGAGCCAAGGAUAUGGAGGUGUCAGACAUGGGA